This is a messenger RNA of Sphenostylis stenocarpa, 181 nucleotides long. The record is from the annotation of a GenBank genome assembly. NCBI's taxonomy places the organism in Eukaryota, Viridiplantae, Streptophyta, Magnoliopsida, Fabales, Fabaceae.
ACGUCAAAGAGGUCACAGGCGCGUCGCGAUAAAGGGUGAUGAAGAGGACAAAGAAGUUACAAGCUUCGACAAUUAUGGUGGUGGCAAACGUGUUCUAGUGGUGUUAGGAUUAAAGAGGAGGAGAAAGAUAAGUGAGGAUGAGUUCAGCAGAAGAAGAAAGAAAAGGUUUCGAUAUGUUUAA